Linnemannia hyalina is the source of this 225-nucleotide messenger RNA. Lineage: Eukaryota; Fungi; Mortierellomycota; Mortierellomycetes; Mortierellales; Mortierellaceae. The record is from the annotation of a GenBank genome assembly.
AUGUCCACCAAGCGAGCACACUUCAGUACUUCCGUCAAGACCAUUCCGGGUGCCCAGUCCAACCGUCGAACGGCCUCACUCCAACACCAAAAGUCCUUUAAUAAUGAGGACGACCCUGAGGCAGCAUCCAUUCGAAGCCCCUUCCCCGCCACACAGAAGCCGUCCGAGGAGCAAGAAACGACGUCCGAUAACGACGAAGCCAACACCACCUUCGUCGCUCAGUAA